GGAACGCGCCUUCGAGAGGGACAGAGGCUGAGAAGGCAUCGGGAUCGCGCUCAUCAUGUUUAGUUGGCGAGUGCCUCCGGUGUAACAGGCUGCUCAGUAUGGGGGAUCCAGGACCCCGAGACGGGAUGGACCCUGACCGACCGACGGCUGCAAAGAGCUCAUCGAGGCGGUUUAUACCGGGAUAAAAACAUCCAGUGUGUCCUAUAACAGAGAGGCUGUCAGGGAGCUGCAGAGGAGGCGGUGUUUGCUGGGAUUCAAUCAGAGCCGGAGUCUCGGCUGGGAGGUUAACGAGGAGAGAGGGACGUGAGCAAACUAAGAAGGCAGCAGUUUGAAGUCGUAACUGGAUCCAGGUCAGAAUCACAGGAAUAAUGGAUGAAUUGACAAUUACAAGCCGGUCCGGUCAGCCCAACCCAGCCGGAGCAGGGUGGGUUCAUCCGGAGUGAAACCAGUCGGCUCUUAUCUGUUGGCUUCCCCUCCGCCGGGCGGCGAUGUCCGCUUUCUGCCUCGACCUGCAGACGUCCGCCGUGGUUUCAGCACCACUGGAGCUGGACAGCGACUGCAUGGAGCCCCGGGCCAGCCCUACCACUCAGGAGCCCGGCGGCUUCCAGGGUCACCCGCUGCGGCAUGCCGGUUCCGGAGGCCUCGGCAUGGCCUUGGAGGAGGAACUGGCCAUGCUGACCGGGGAGCGGGGAGACGAGGAGGAGCUGACCGAACUCGAGACGCCUGCGGUGGGGCAUAACGCAGAUUUGCUGUCGCUUUUCCGCCAAAAGGAAAAAGACUUGGUUUUAGCUGCUAAACUCGGCAAAGCGUUGCUGGAGAGAAACCAAGACUUGACCAAGCAAUAUGAGAAAAUGCACAAAGAUCUCAACGAGAAACUAGAGCACUUGGAGCAGGAGAAGCAUGAGUUGCGACGGCGUAUGGAAAGUCGAGAAGGGGAGUGGGAGAGCCGCGUCUCUGAGCUUGAGACGGAUGUCCAGGAGCUACAGGGCGAGCUGGAUCGCCACCAGGUCCAGCUGAGAGAGGCUGACAGGGACAAGACCAAGGCCAUCAGUGAGCUCUCUGAACAGAACCACAGACUGCUAGAACAACUCAGUAGGGCUGCAGAGGUGGAGAGGCAGCUGUCCACUCAGGUCCAUUCAUUACGGGACGACUUCAGGGAGAAGAGUAUGUCUACAGGCCAGCACAUGACACGACUAGAGACUCUACAGGCGGAGCAAGGGCUAGAAAUUAAGAUGCUGUCAGAGAGGAAGAUGGAGCUGGAGCGGCGGGUUCAUGCCAUGCUCGAAGAGAACGAGCUGCUGCAGAACACAGUGGACGACCUCCGAGAGAGGACGCUGGUGCUGGAGAAGCAGUGUCACGAGAAGGACCUUCAGUUGCGACAGAGCCAGCUGGAGCUGCAGGAGGUCCAGAUGUCCCACAGGCAGCUGACCUCUCGGCUGGAGGAUCUGACGGACGAGCACAGCCUCCAUAGUCUCACCCCCCACCCAUCCAGCCUGCUGUGUGAGAUAGAGCAGAGCAUGGAGCAGGAGGAGCAGGAGCAGGAGAGGGAGCAGCUACGUCUCCAGCUAUGGGAGGCUUACUGUGAAGUUCGCUCACUCUGCUCGCAUCUCCGGGGAAACGACGUCACGGACUCGGCGCUGUCCACUGACUCUUCCAUGGAUGAGUCCUCGGAGACAUCCUCAGCCAAGGAUGUGCCUACUGGGAGCCUCCACACCAGCCUGCUAGAGCUACGGAGGCUAACACAGAAUCUGCUCGAUGGCAACGAGUCCACGGGCUCACGGCGCAGUGAUGAGGAGGCUCUGGAGGAGCAGGUGAGGAAGCUGGGAGAUGAACUGAGGGAGGUACGAGAGCUGUAUGAAGCUGAGCAGGACAAAACACGCAACAAUGAAGCGGAGCUGCUGCAGCUGCACAACCAGAUGGCGCUGUUGUCUGUAGAGUUGUGUUCGCUCCGAGAGGAGAACGAGCGAAUGAGGUUGAUGGCUGAAGUUCGAGAACCCAGCGAGCAGCUCCAGAGUGCAAUCAGAGACAGAGAUGACGCCAUAGCCAAGAAGAAAGCAGUGGAAAUGGAGCUGGCCAAAUGUAAAAUAGACAUCAUGUCUCUAAAUAGCCAGCUGCUGGAUGCCAUCCAACAGAAGCUCAACUUGUCGCAGCAGCUGGAGGCUUGGCAGUUUGCCUCCUCAGGGCUCUUUACUGUUUGGCUCUUGUGGUUUCUGAUCUAGUGGCCUUUCUCAGCUUCCGUACCACCCCUUCUCCCCUGUGGUACCCCCCUCCUGCCUUAGAGGAUGAUAUGCACAGAGUGAUUGACCAGCAGUUGAUGGACAAGCACCAGGACGAAUGGCGCUUGGGCCCGACCCCUCUGUCAGGGUCAUCGAGGGUCCAUGGGGGUCUGUCCUCAAGGCGAGCUCACCGCAUCUCCGACCGGGACAAGAGACUUUUCUCUUUUUUUAAAAAGAACUGAGCCCUAUCGGACAGGCCCCAGACACAGCAGAAGACAGACAGAGGUGAGGGAGAAGGAGGGAGUGACAUCACAGGACAGGGGUAACAACACAGCCAAAGACAGGCAGUGGCACACACUGAGGUUUGGGGGGGGAUCACUUUGCACUUUAUCUGUCCCAUUACUCUUCUCCUUACUGAUUAACUGGUGACUGCUGACAAUGAGUGCAAUAUAAGAACAGAACUUCCCCCGAGGCUUUGGCUUCAGCCCCUCUCAUUAAAACCUAUUGGUCUUACAGAACAUGAACAGGGUCUCAGAAGUUUACCUCCAAAGAGAAAGGUUUCCUUGUAGUGCCUACAACCAUCUCUACGAUCCCACUGCCAACUGUGUAGAGAGGGAACACUAUGUACAGACUCUCACUGUAUGCAUCCCAGUUAUCAGGUCAAGGAGUCUGAGGAAAGACAGACGGGAUUGGACACUGUAGGAGCAUGAGAAAAGAUGAGGAUAGUAGGACAGAGCUGCAAGUCAGAGUAUGAAGUAUGAAACUAACCUCUGGGUAGAGAGCAAUCAUGCUGCAGUCAACCCAUCAAAUCUCUCAGGUUUAUUCAGUUGUUUGGAGGAACAUGAGGCAACAGCUUGACAUACCAGGAUUAAAGCUUAUAUAUUUGACAAAAGAAAGCUUAUUUACAUGUUGACAUUGUCAGGAAGUUUUAAUUUUACAGCUCUAGAUGCAAACAUUCAAUCAAAGGGGGGAAAAAAAUCCAAUAGUCCAGCUGGAUGGAUUAACUGUGUUUAUUGUGAAAAGAGUGACUUCUAGUUAAGCAAACAGAGAAUAAUCACCUCACUGAACCCUUUGCAGGCUGUAGCCUAUUUAGUUAGAUGCUUUAGUCUCUGUGAAUUUUGGCCUUAAAAUUAGUUUGGCUGCCAGAAAUAUGACUGUCCGAUUACAUUGUCUAAACAACAAAAAAAAAGAGAGAAUAUGUCUCUUGAUGUAUUUACAGUGAGUUCCGGGGAGAUCAAAAAUGUAUCAGUGCAGCUUUCAAAACUGAAUGUUCAAAAUUCAAAACAGCAGGAAUACUCUAAACCUAACAUCAACAUCCAAAAAAACUUAGAAUGUAACCAGUGCUGUUUUUGUUGCACCUCUUCUGGCUAGUAAAUGCUCACAUCUUUCAUAUUCCGCAAUCCCAGUCUGCAACACUGUAGUACAUUUGUAGUUUCCAAGUUCAGGGUUCUAUUAUGCUGCGUGAAACUGAAGUAAAAUAUAAUUAAAUUUCAGCAGAAAAAAAGGAUCCACAAAUCAAGUGAAUGUAUAAAUACCAGCACUUUCCAGUUGGCCCUGCAUUGUGGCAAACUUGACAAGGCCUUUGUGUUCGUCUCUAACAUCUGAAUAAACCUUUGGGUGGCUGAAUUUACUGACACUGUCUGUCCAGGUGUUAUUAUUUUUCUACACUUAGUGUUUUAUUUAACAUUUGUUUACAAAUCAUUUUUGUAAGAAAAAGGCACUGUCCAACAUUGUCCCUACGAUGUCAAUCAUCUUCCUAGUUGACCAAAUGUUCAAAACGUUUACAUCAGCGUGAGAUAGAGGCAGAACUAUGAAGAAUGCUCAUCAACUCAAGAAUAACUUGUUGAAUUUCAAGUUGUUAAAACGCAUGUCAGUAUACAGAAACUCCACUGAACUUCCUCUGCAGUGGUCAGUAUCUGCUGCUUUGCUUCACAUUCACCACGAGAAAAGGUCUACCUCCAUUCUCAUUACUUCAAUACUUCAUGGGCACUUUGAUUUCUUAGCUGUCGGGCUUCCGUUUUAGGCGACACAUCUGUGACUCCAUUGGUAAAGCAGUAUGUGUUGGCCUGAAAUCUCCAAGCAUGAAUGACUUUCAGUGUGACACAGUGAUGUCUCAUUUCUGUCUGUGUUUGAACUCACGUCUAUUGCAGCUGUGCAAACCUAUGCAGAUGUCUUUGUGUCAUCUCAGCUGGUUGUUGGGAAGGAUCAACCCAAAGAAUGAUUUUUAUAAAAAGUCAAAUAGGUUUGGAUGAAAAGGAUAUAUUUAUAAGAAAAAAAUGCAUACCUUUUGAAUGAAAAUCUUUUGUAGGAAAAAUUAUACCUGUACAAUGUAGGCUCCUUUUCCUGUUUAUCCCUACAGUGAGAAGAAAUUCCACUGGUGAGUGAGUUCAACAUUAUCACUUGCAUGUAUGUUUUGUUUUGUUUGUUUGUUUUCACUGUUCUGGUUUGGCAUGCCGUAGAGCUGGUGACAGAUUCCUCAGAACUUCUAAGUUUAAUUCAAAUUAUUCAAUAAUAAGUUGAUUUGUGAAUAAGUUGCAGAAAUGAGUGAAAACACCCCAAGAAACAUGAAUACAAGUUAUUAAUCCAAGAGUGCCCCAUAAACUCGUCACUCACUUGAGUCAAGUUGGCAAAUUCACCAUUUUCUGAUGUAAUUUAUUAUAAAUGGCUUAUUUAAUGUAAUGAAUUAGUUUCAUUGUUUGUUACUGUCAAAUUACCACAAAUCCUUAAUGGAUUAGUUAUAAACUAAAAUAUAAAAAUCUAGCUGCUGAGUCAUUAAUCCUCAGAUAGCUGAGUGAUUGGACCCUACACUCUUCCAUGAGUGGGUCAAAAAUGACCUGUAAAAAAAUCAGUGUGUUUUUAUACCAUUUUUGUGAUUUUGCUUUAGAAUAAUAUAUUAUUAUAUUUUGGUCCACACAAGAAUGAUUUCAUGUUUGAAAUAAGUUUAUUUUUUAUUUUAACAGAUUUCAAACAUUUGAUAAUUGAAAAAGCAGAAUAUUACACUGAACAGCAGUAGAAUAAUUUUAGGAUCAGUUUUGUAGACAUUUUUCCACUCUUUUCCUCCAGCUGUUGUUUCUCUCCAUCCCUCCAAGUUUGUGCAUCACCUAUUGUAAGAUAUCAGUGAUGAAGAGCUUGCGGUAGUAGUACAAGUAUUACAAUUUCUUUAAAAGUAUAAAAGGUAACUCUUUUCAAAUUUUAACUGAAUGAUCUCAGAAACAUGUUUUUUGAGGAACACCUGGAAUAUGAAAUGAUAAAAAAAAGAUAUUGCAAGAAAACGACCUCAGCAGGUCAUGUUUGACCCACAUAUGCAUCCAAUGGUUAAAGGAACAGGUCAACAUAUUGCAAGAUGUGCUUCUGACAGACAGUUAAAUAAGAAGAUCAAUAUCACUUUCAUUUCUGUGAGUUAAAUAUAAAGUCACAGUUGGUUAGCUUAAAUUAGCAUGGAUUGGAAACAGAAGCAAGUAGCUUGCCAGACUCUUUAAUACAAAAACUGAAUUGUUCUGGGCUAUAUUUUUGGGUAGUUACAGAACAAAUUACAAAGAAAUAUUCCUGCCGCUCUGUACAAACAAGAUGUAAAGUGUUAGUGAGCACACAUGUCAACUCCUACAGAGAGUUAAUUGGAAUAAAGUUUAUUCAGGUGCUGUGCUACAGCCGCUAGCAGAUUGUGUUCUGCCAUGAAGUUUCAAAGCGUGACUUCAGGCCUUACCACAUUUGUCAGGGCAUCAGAGAUGGAAAACUGAUUCUCCCUCUGAUGUAUAUUCCCCUGGUGCAGAUUCUAAAAUGUUCCUGUGCAUCAAACAUCAGACACUGCCACCUUGAUGUCUCAUACCCAGACAGUCCAGCAUACUCUUCAAUUGCUGUUGAUUUCUUAAUAAAAUGCUAAUAUCUAAUACUUUUUGCUGCGAUUUUUAGAUCCUAUGGAUUUUCUAGAGAUUUUAUGGAUUGGAUGAUACAGAUGGGCAGACCAGAAGCCAGGCUGCCUGGUUUUGUCAUCUGUAGUGUUUGUGCUAAGCUAAUCUAGCUGGUUGUUACUGUUCACUCUACAUUUAACAAAAAGAUGUGAGAGUGGGAUCCAUCAGAAAGCAAAUAAGCACAUUUCCCAAAAUGUAGAACUGUUCCUUUAAUUGUCACAAAAAACAGGAAAAAGUCAAAACUCUGAUGUAAGGAAAGAUGCUGAUGUUGAACUAGUUAGCAUAUUUAGAUACUUAGCAUGUACCAGAUUUACUGCCCCUCUCGCUCCCACUGCCCUUGUUUUCCCUGUCAUGUGCACAAUCUUGAACAUGCACAGGACAGGCUGGUAUAGUGUUGUGUAAAAUAGUCUGAGCCACUCUAUUUCUCAUUUACAGCACUGGGCCUGUGGAUUUUUUGUUGUCUUUUUGCCGACAGUUAUAGCAGAAAUUCACUGAAUUUGUUGGGUUAGCAUUGCCCUCUAUACCUUUAAUAAUGAAGUCUGCAGUAAAAGAAUAACAGUUUCACAUUUACAAGUAAUUAUACAUAUUAAUAGCUCUUUAAUAAUAACUUCCUAUAAUAAACAAUAGCUUGAUUAGGUAAUAUUGUUGAAUUUUGCCACUCUUUUACCGGAGGUCAGAGGUCAAACAGUGGUUCUUUCAGAUAAGUUUAACAACUUAAAAGACAAGUUAAGUCUCCAACUGGAGAAGAAUAAACAGCAGAUUCUCACAACUUUUGUAAAAUCAAAUGGCUUUAUAUUAUUCUUGUUUCUCUAAUUUAAACUUUAUUUUUCCAAGAACAUGUCAUUUUGAUUACAUCUCUUUUUCAAGAUUGUCCUUGACAAACAAAAUAAUAUGUCACAAAAUCAGAUGCAAUAUAUUCCUAAAAUACAUGGCAUCCUGCAUAAUGUUUUGAAACAACUCAAAAGCUAAUGCAUUAAAAAUCACACAAAUAAAAUAUCUCCAAUACUUUAACAUGUGCAGACAGAAGAGAAAGCGUCCAGUUUCUGCAACAGUGAUUUAAAUUCACAACGAGCACUGUUUAAUGAUUUGUUAAUCAUAAUACAUAGUCAUUUAAAACCUCUGCAUAAAAGGUACCUUUUGAGAAAGUUCUUUGCCUGCUCUGUCUGGAGGGACGUGAUCAGAAACCCUGAACUAAAACAGGAACAUGUUCCUCCCGCUGGCAGAAAUACAUGCCAAGUGUGAAGGUGGGUGGAUUCAGAAACCUUCACAUUCACGUGUUUGUAGUUUUUCUCCUGCCAGAUUGAACACCAGUCUCUCCUGCCAUAACCACACUGUAAUUAGACUCUUUUCAUGUCACAUUUUGGUUAGAAAGACAACACUCUGUAACACAUUUGUUUCUGUCAACAUUACGUCCUGAUUGCUGUUUCUUUCUCUUGUUUGGCUGUGUGCAUUGUUGAGGACACUCGCUCCAACACUGUAGACUGUACUGAUUCAUUUUUCCAAUUGAAAUCAUUUUUAAAACACUGUGUGCCGUGUUUUUCUGUGGUAAACAUCCUGAUGCUGCCACCGUGUCUCAGGUUUGUGUCGCGGUGGCAGACAGACAUGCCAUUGAGUGUUCUUUUUGUUGCUUGUUUCUACUCAGUCGGACGUUGAUUUGGAAUUUAGUGCUCUCGGUGGACUGAUUGUGCUCCAUGUGAGUGCUUCCAUUCACCUCUGACAAACAACACUGUUUCAGUGACAAAAUUCUUCAAAAUAUUUCAAAUAUCUAUCAUGCAAUUUUGUUAGGAUUUUUUUCUUUUGUACGAAUAAAUACUUUGCAAUCUG
Acanthochromis polyacanthus (spiny chromis) is the source of this 7948-nucleotide messenger RNA. RefSeq names its product BICD family like cargo adaptor 1 (gene bicdl1). The coding region runs from base 489 to 2219 and encodes 576 amino acids. Gene Ontology annotation, biological process: vesicle transport along microtubule; Golgi to secretory granule transport. The transcript has 12 exons. The record is from RefSeq and is a predicted model, not a curated record. Lineage: Eukaryota; Metazoa; Chordata; Actinopteri; Pomacentridae.